AUGUACUACUUUUCGUUUGAGUUCAUCGUAGGUGCCUUGAGUAGGACAAAGGAACUUUUCACUGAUAUGUCCUUCGAUUACCCGUUACAACAGGUAGAUGUUUCUGAGGUGUUUGCCAGAGAUGAUGCUGGGGCGAUGGCUGAGAAAUUUGCUGAUGGUUCUGUUUCUCCAUCUGUUAAGAGAAGUGAGUGUAAGCAAGUUUUGUCUGAAGAUACGGUGGUGGCUACUCCAGGACGCAAGAGGCCCAGUUCCGCGCGCAAAGCAGAUGACUCAGAUCAAAGGGACGUGGUUAUGAAAGACGUGGAUGAUGCAGACACCGAUAAAACAGUACUGGAUACUGAGGAGGAGGCCGAGGGAUUAUCACCGCCGGCAAAGAAACGGCUGCUGGCCCCGUCUAUCUCUACGCAUGGUGUGGGAUCCGAAUCCGGGGGAUCUUUACUUCCCCUUCCUUCACCCAGUGCAUCGCCCACGCAAUCUGACAGUGUUCAAGAUGUGUUUGGUUCGAAAGAUAUUACUCUUCGUACUGCAGAUGUAUCAGAGGGCAGCCUCAACGAUUCUCAGAAAGUGCAGCAGAUCUACAAGCUUAUUCAGAAUCUAUCUCCAGGUUCUUUGCAGGCCAAAUAUGCUCUGUGGAUGCUUCUUCAGCGUACUGAUAGAGCAACACUAUCCUCUCUACAAAAAACUAUUCGUCAGGCCCUUCGAAAGGACAUUGUUCAGUCUUUGCCUUCAGAAAUAGCGUAUAAGAUCUUUGCCCAAUUUGACUUUCGUACCCUUCUUCGGACCUCCGAGGUGUGCCGUGGUUGGGUAACGCUUUCACAAGAUGGUUCGGCCGAUUUCUGGAAAAACAUGCUAUUCAGGGAUAAUUUGGUAAAGUCUGAAGUAGAAUAUGAAGCGGAAAAGUCAUGGAUUCACAAGCUGAGACCGAUGCUAACACCAGGAAGUUUGGCCAAGUUGCUCUACAAGCGUCGUAUGAUGAUUGGACGAAGAUGGAAAAACACUGCAUUUCAGCCUCGGCGAAUUACACUACCAGGCCAGGGCCUGAAUGUGAUUACUUGUCUUCAGUUUGAUGAGGACAAGAUCGCCGCUGGUUCUGACGACAGUAGCAUUACCAUAUAUGAUACGCAAACAGGAAAGCUCAGAACGGUACUUUCUGGUCAUAAUGGGGGAGUUUGGGCAAUGAAAUAUUAUAAAAACACUCUGGCUUCGGGAUCCACCGACAGAACAGUGAGAAUAUGGAACAUUAAACGGGGCAAAUGUACGCAUAUCUUUAGAGGCCACAUCUCUACGGUGAGGUGCUUGGAUAUUAUAGAACCAAGGCAGAUUGGUACCGACGAUCUGGGAAGACCGAUCGUGUAUCCCAAGGAUCCUCUUCUAAUAACUGGCUCACGUGACGCCACGCUGUUUGUAUGGAAGCUUCCUUUGGCUGGAGAGGACGAUCCUGUUUCGGAUGAACCCAUUGAUCUUGACGAACACUCCAACAAAUAUUUGAUUCGCGUUCUUAAGGGCCAUACUGGAUCUGUGAGAGCCGUGACAGGCUAUGCAAACAUCCUUAUUAGCGGUAGUUACGACACAAGUGCACGGGUAUGGGACUUGCGUACGGGUGAGUGCAAAUUUGUUCUCUCGGGUCAUGCAGACCGAAUCUACAGCUGCGUAUACGAUGUGGAUCGGAAUCAAUGCUACACAGGAUCGGUGGAUAAUACGGUGCGCAUCUGGGAUCUAUCUACAGGGAAGUGUAAAUCCAUAUUGGAGGGUCAUCAGAUGCUUGUGGGUUUAAUUACCUCAUCUAAGCAUUCUUUAGUUUCAGCUGCGGCCGAUUGGACGGUCCGUAUAUGGGACCCAGAUACAGGGCAGCCCAGAAGUGUUCUUAGGGGACAUAAUUCGGCCAUCACUUGCGUUCAGAACGAUGAUUACGUCAUUAUCUCAGGCUCUCAGGGAAUGCUUAAGCUAUGGAAUGCUCAAACCGGUGAGUUUAUUAGAGAUUUGCUAAAUGAUGUGGAUGGUGCUGUGUGGCAGGCCAAGUUCGACUACAGGAGAUGCAUCGCCGCAGUGCAAAAGGAUCGGAGAACCUGCAUAGAGAUUUUAGAUUUCUGUCCUCCUGGGACGGAUUACUGGGCAAUGGGUCAGUAG
This is a messenger RNA of Brettanomyces nanus, 2127 nucleotides long. RefSeq lists its product as uncharacterized. Gene Ontology annotation, molecular function: protein binding. The record is from RefSeq and is a predicted model, not a curated record. Bases 1 to 2127 code for a protein of 708 amino acids. The transcript is spliced from 2 exons. NCBI's taxonomy places the organism in Eukaryota, Fungi, Ascomycota, Pichiomycetes, Pichiales, Pichiaceae.